AUGGUGAUGAGUGUUUUUGUAGGGCAAAUGACUCCAAUUACUGAGAUGAGAUGUCAUUGUGGUUUACGGGUUGCAAAGAGAACCUCUUGGACUCUUGAAAACCCUGGACGCAAGUUCUUAGCAUGCAAAUUUUACAAUCAUGAGACUGGGCAGAGGGGUUGUGACAAGUUUGAGUGGAUUGAUGAAGAGUGUCUUGAUUGGCAGAGGGAUAUCACUAAUGUACUAUUGGCAGAAAAACAUAGAUUGGCUACUGACUUGAACAUCCUAAAAGCAAGAUUAUGCUUGUUUGAAAAUGAGAAGAAAAGGGUUAAAGCUGAGCUUGAGAAGAUGAAGAAGAAGAAUUUGAAGAACGCUGAUUAUGGUAAAUUGAACAAAGGGAUGAUACCAACUGAGCAACAUGGGGUGAAGCUGUUGAUAUGUUGUUGUGUUGUGUCUGUGGUUGUUAGUUUAUGCUUUGUUAACGUGUUAGGCUAA
Beta vulgaris subsp. vulgaris (sugar beet) is the source of this 474-nucleotide messenger RNA. RefSeq lists its product as uncharacterized. NCBI's taxonomy places the organism in Eukaryota, Viridiplantae, Streptophyta, Magnoliopsida, Caryophyllales, Amaranthaceae. Bases 1 to 474 code for a protein of 157 amino acids. The record is from RefSeq and is a predicted model, not a curated record. The transcript has a single exon. Gene Ontology annotation, molecular function: zinc ion binding.